Messenger RNA from Drosophila takahashii, 2057 nucleotides. It is a transcript of the gene Oatp58Db, whose product is annotated as Organic anion transporting polypeptide 58Db. Gene Ontology annotation, cellular component: plasma membrane. Lineage: Eukaryota; Metazoa; Arthropoda; Insecta; Diptera; Drosophilidae. The record is from RefSeq and is a predicted model, not a curated record. Gene Ontology annotation, molecular function: protein binding. Gene Ontology annotation, biological process: sodium-independent organic anion transport; transmembrane transport.
AUGGCCAGUGAAGAGAUUGAGUCCUCAAAGUUUCUGAAGGAUAAAGAGGCGGGCGGAAAUGGGAGUGAAAAGCAGGAAGAGCUGGACUCUUCGGAUACCACAUGUGGUUUCUCAAUAUUCAAGGGGGCCGCUUUACAGAGAUUUGCUACUGCGCAUAUGUUUGUGAUAAUGUACGGAAUAGCCAGCUGCUUUCUGGCCAUGGCCUUUACCUACUUCACCGGAACCAUUACGACGAUGGAGAAGCGCUUUAAUAUACCCACCAAGAUAUCGGGACUCAUAACGGUGGGCAAUGAUAUAAGCACAGUUUUCUCCUCGGCCCUUUUGAGUUACUACGCGAGUCGAGGACACCGCCCGCGUUGGGUUGCAUUGGGCCUCCUCAUUAUAGCCCUUUUCUGCUUUCUCAUGUUGACCCCGCACUUUUUCUACGGAGCUGGGGAAGAGGCCUUGCAACUCACAGAAGAGUACGGUUUGGAGGAGUCCGUUGUGAAUUCUUCUGUAAAUUCCACUGAGAAGAAUGACUCACUUUGUCAUGAGAAGGACUCCAAUUGUAUAGAGGGAGCUGGGGACUAUAAGCCAGUAGUCCUGUUCUUCAUCGCUCAGUUUAUCGGCGGCAUCGGGUGUUCUCUCUUCUACGCUCCGGGUCUCUCUUAUAUGGAUGACAACUCCGCGAGUUCCAAAACGCCAGCCAUGCUAAGUUGGAGCACCUUUUUGCGGAUGCUGGGCCCUGCCAUGGGUUUCUCCAUGGUCUCCCUGUGCCUCCGGCUCUACAUCGAUCCCUUCAAGAAGCCGCUGAUCACCACGAAAGAUCCCCGCUGGAUGGGUGCCUGGUGGCUGGGUUGGAUUCUCCUCACCUUCAUUCUGACCAUCUCGGCCUUCUUUGUGGGCAUGUUUCCCAAGGAGUUGCCCCGGGCCAAGGCCAGGCGUUUAAAGGCAGAAGGCGAAGAGGAUACCCCGCUGGCGGAGCGCUCCCUCCAGGACAUGCUGGGCUCCCUCAAGCGACUGGCCGCCAACAAGGUGUACGUGUACAAUAUGCUGGCCUCGAUACUCUACUUCUUCGGCUACAUGCCCUACUGGAUAUUCACCCCGAAGUAUAUAGAGAUCCAGUACCGACAGUCGGCAUCGACAGCCACCAUGGCCACGGGCACUUGGGCCCUGGGAUUCUCGGCAGCGGGAGUUCUGAUCUCCGGCUGGGUGAUCUCCAAGUACAAGCCGAGUGCCCGGGCCAUGGCUGCGUGGAACUUUGUGGUGGACUACCUCACGGUGGCCGGACUAAUUUGCUAUGUUCUGGUGGGAUGCGACGAGGGUGACCGGGCCAAUUCCAUGUCCAUUGUGCCGACUGGCGAUAGUUGCAGUGCCUCGUGUGACUGUGAAUACGUGUACUACGCUCCGGUUUGCAGUCCUGAGAAUAUCACCUAUAUAUCCGCCUGCCACGCGGGAUGCACCGAAAAGGGGUUGGACGAACUGGGAAGGAUUAUUUACACGGGCUGUCGGUGCAUGGGCAAUGCCCUUAACCUGACUUCCGACUUCUCUAACUUCUCACUUGAUGCCCAAUCGCAGAUCGCCUUGGAUGGAGCCUGUCCGGUGGACUGCAGCAAGCAGUUCGUCAUCUUCAUGGUGGUCAUGUGCUUCCUUAAGUUCGUGGGCGCCACUGGGAGGUCGAGUAACCUGCUCCUAGCCCUGCGUUGUGUUCCCUCGAAGGAUAAAACAUUUUCCCUGGGCUUCGGCAGUAUGGUUUACUCCGUGCUCACCUUCAUUCCCAGCCCCAUUGUCUUUGGCUGGAUGCUGGACAGCUAUUGUCUGGUUUGGGGAAAGACCUGCAGCUCCAAGGGUAACUGCUGGAUAUACGACACAAAGUCCUUGAGGUACACUAUGAACCUAGUGUGUGCUUCUCUGAUUUUCCUGGGAAGUUUCUGGAACAUUGGUGUCUGGUAUCAUGCGAAGAAUAUGAAAGUCUUUGAUGAAGAGGAAACAGCGCCCCAAAACAAUCAGAUUGAAGAAAUGGAACUUAAGCAAAAACCAAAAGAAAGCGAUACAAAAUAAAAAACGAUAUAAUUAAA